Molecule: messenger RNA, 1477 nt
Organism: Aureobasidium subglaciale EXF-2481
Lineage: Eukaryota; Fungi; Ascomycota; Dothideomycetes; Dothideales; Saccotheciaceae
Exons: 5
Coding region: 32-1243 (403 amino acids)
Biological process (GO): positive regulation of DNA-templated transcription, elongation; regulation of transcription by RNA polymerase II
Cellular component (GO): nucleus; cyclin/CDK positive transcription elongation factor complex
Molecular function (GO): cyclin-dependent protein serine/threonine kinase activator activity
Source: RefSeq, a predicted model, not a curated record
GGUCAACUCUACAUCAGAAAAUUCGCCUUUGAUGAUGAGCCAAUCAAGAGACAUCUCGCAGAAUGGCGGUGCGCCUGACGGCGACGGUGUCGGACCCCAUCCCUCCUUCAUCAAAGUUGCCAAUCCCUACAUCUUUGAACAGCAGAUCAGAAGCGCCCUGGCUGCUAUCGGUGUAACUGAACAGAAGGAGGACAGUAUUCGUCUCCAGGGUGUACACUACAUCGACAACACCAGAAAGGCUUUGCAGUUGCCUGUCCGAACCUUUAACACCGCAGUUGUCUAUUAUCAUAAAUUCCGCCUGGUCCAUGCCGACACCGAGUACAUGUGGGCCGAUGCUGCUGCCGCCGCGCUGUUCCUUGCUUGCAAGGUCGAAGACACCUUGAAGAAGUCUCGCGAAGUUCUUUGCGCCGCCUGGAACCUCAAACUUCCCUCGUCUGAACAUCUGAGCCCCGAUGACCCCGUCUUCGAACAGCCUUCUAAGACUGUUGUAGGCCUCGAGCGCCUUAUGCUGGAAUCGGCUAGCUUUGAUUUCAGAACAAGACAUCCUCAGGAACUUGUGAUCAAGCUUGUCAAACAGUUGGAAGGUCCCAUGGAAACCCUUGGCAGAAUGUCGUUCAACAUGUCUAUUGAUUUGUACCGCACAUUCGCGCCCUUGAAGCAGACCUCCGCGACCAUGGCCAUUGCUUGCAUUGAGCUGACCGCACGUCUUCUCAACCUUACUACCGAUUCCGACAUGGACAGAGUCGUGGGACCUAAUGGUAUCAACCUUGAAGCGUGGUUCACCACCCGUGGCGCAAUCAUGGAGACUCUCUUGGAUCUCCUUGAUCUCUACACUCAUCACCGUCACGCCACCAUCGUCGGCCCAAAUUUUACUAUUGACAAUUACGUUGCUAUUCGAAUCGUGCUAAACAAGGAGGCCACCGCUUCCAAACUCGCUCGUUACACUCACUGGUACGAACGUCCUGAUGGCGCAUCCAAUGGCGCCACCAACAACGGCUCAAAGCACCAAGCAGUCUCUUCAGUCGUGCUCGGCGCCGAACAAAACUCCAACUCCCCUGCAAUCAGCACUACUCCCAUGGCUGGUGCUCAGAGCAGAGUUGGCGAGCGCGGCAAGGAGGGUACUGUUCGCUUCAUGCUCUCAGCCGAACGUGCUCGCGGCGAGAAGGAAGUCGUCGCCAAGUACUUUGCUCCCGACGAGUACGAGGAGUACGAGGAGGAGGUUGACGUUCCUAUUGACGAGUGAUAGUCACUUGCUUGUCGCUUCAGGUGUUCUCUUUAUCACAUAGCGAGGGAAGUUCGCAUAGCAAAGGCGUUUCAAAAAGGAGUCAGUGGUUUCGGGGCGGUCUCGGGUUCGGUUUCUCGUGCAUUUCGACAGGAGCUAAUAAUUGCGGAUAAGAAGAAGAUACCCCCUCGGAGCGUUACAUGUUGUUAGAAUACUACAAUUCAGAAAAAUGAUUCACAUUCAAAUAUUGAAGCG